AUGGGCGCUCUCUUGUCUCUACCACUACUGGCAGUGCCCAGUGUGGGCACGCUUAUCACCCUCGGCGGUUCAUGCUGCGGAGCCGCAACCUGCUCUGCGGUUUGCAGUGCAUGUGGGAAGUUUCAGAACAGUAUGGCAACGCGAAUCGCCUACGCCUUUGUCCUUCUAAUCAACUCGAUCGCAUCGUGGAUCAUGCUCACCCCCUGGGCACUCAAGAAACUGCAAGGCCUUACACUUGAUUACAUGGAUAUCAAAUGUGAUGGGAAGGAAUGUUACGGCUGGGUGGCUGUCCACCGCAUCAAUUUCGGUCUCGGUCUCUUCCAUCUGAUCUUUGCUCUCUUGCUUCUUGGUGUCAAGACAUCCAGAGAUAGCCGUGCGGCGAUGCAAAAUGGCUUCUGGGGUCCCAAAAUCCUGCUUUGGCUUGGCUUUGUCGUAAUGUCGUUCUUCAUUCCUGAGAGCUUCUUCUUCGUUUACGGAAACUACAUUGCGUUCUUCUGUGCUAUGCUCUUCUUGCUGCUAGGUUUGAUCCUUUUGGUGGACCUAGCACACUCCUGGGCGGAACUCUGUCUGCAAAAGAUCGAGGACAGUGAUUCCCGCUUGUGGCGAAGCCUGCUCAUUGGAUCCACGCUUGGCAUGUACGUUGCCUCGAUUGUGAUGACGAUUUUGAUGUACAUCUUCUUCGCCAAGAGCGGGUGCUCUAUGAACCAGGCCGCCAUUUCGAUCAACUUGAUCGUGUUCCUGAUCAUUUCGUUCAUCUCGGUUCAGCCGGCUGUACAGGAGUCCAAUCCGCGUGCGGGUUUGGCACAGGCUGCUAUGGUCACUGUCUACUGUACAUACCUCACCCUGUCUGCUGUCUCGAUGGAGCCUGAUGACAACAACUGCAACCCCUUGAUCCGCUCUCGCGGUACUCGAACCGCCACAAUCAUUUUGGGUGCGAUUGUCACCAUGGCCACCAUUGCAUACACGACCACGCGCGCGGCUACUCAAGGCAUCGCUUUGGGAUCCAAGGGUGGCCACAACUACAGCCAGCUCGGUCAGGAUGAUAACGAGCAUGGCUUGGUCACCCAGCAGCCCAACAGCCGUCGGGAAAUGCGCGCCGAGGCUCUCCGAGCGGCCGUCGAAAGCGGCAGUCUGCCUGCCAGUGCUCUGGAUGAGAGUGACGACGAGGAUGAGUUCGAGACCAGCAGCAAAGAUGAUGAGCGUGGUUCGACUCAGUACAACUACUCCCUCUUCCACAUCAUCUUUUUCCCUCGCCACGACCUGGGUUGCUACCUUAUUGACCCAGGGACUGACCGUUGA
Messenger RNA from Penicillium maclennaniae, 1299 nucleotides. RefSeq names its product serine incorporator domain-containing protein. NCBI's taxonomy places the organism in Eukaryota, Fungi, Ascomycota, Eurotiomycetes, Eurotiales, Aspergillaceae. Gene Ontology annotation, cellular component: membrane. Bases 1 to 1299 code for a protein of 432 amino acids. The transcript is spliced from 3 exons. The record is from RefSeq and is a predicted model, not a curated record.